AUGUCAUUUACUUCUCCUCGAUCAUCCAAUAACUCUAAUAUAAAUCAUAUCGGACAUACAAUUUCUUCAACUCCACAUAAUAUCAACAAUAACAGUGGUAUUGGUAUUGGUACUGGUUAUAUGUCCCAUACAGACUUUUUUCCAUCAUUUAUUGAUGAUAUUACAUCUCCCACAUCGUAUAAAAAAUCAUCAUCCGCUUCGUCGUCCAAUGUUGAUCAAUCAUCAGCUUCGGCGACAGCUGCCAUGAUUCAUCAUCCCUAUUUUUCGUCAUCCGUUUAUCCAUCAUUAUCAGCCAGUUAUUCGGAUGCUGCAUCCUCUUAUUUAUCAUCAAGAUACAGUUCGACAGCCGGUGAUUAUUUACAACCUUAUCGAACGGCAACAGGAUCAUCGCCAACAAAUUCGUGGUAUAAUAGUCCUCACUGUACAGAUCCAAGAUUUGCAAGUAGGGAAAAUUUGUCAAGAUUUUUAACACAAACUCCGUCACAAUAUGAUAUGAUGUCAUCGUAUCAAAAUUCAAACGGUGAUCCAUUAAAAUCUCCCUAUCAUCCAUUUGCAUUCGCACCAAAACGUAAAAGACGUGUUCUAUUUUCACAAGCUCAAGUCUACGAGUUAGAAAGACGUUUUGCAAAAAAUCGAUAUUUGAAUGCACAAGAUCGAGAUCAAUUGGCACAAAUACUUGGUUUAAGUUCAACACAGGUAAAAAUAUGGUUUCAAAAUCAUCGUUAUAAAACAAAAAAGUUGUCAAAAGAAAAAGGAGGUAGUGGUGAUGAACAUUCAACACAUGUUAGUUCGUCCAAGAGCAGUACACAUUCAUCAAGUUCCAUUGAUCCAUCAUUGCUAAAACAUGAACCACGUUAA
This is a messenger RNA of Didymodactylos carnosus, 858 nucleotides long. NCBI's taxonomy places the organism in Eukaryota, Metazoa, Rotifera, Eurotatoria, Philodinida, Philodinidae. The record is from the annotation of a GenBank genome assembly.